This is a messenger RNA of Sarcophilus harrisii (Tasmanian devil), 4378 nucleotides long. RefSeq names its product telomerase reverse transcriptase (gene TERT). Gene Ontology annotation, biological process: telomere maintenance via telomerase. NCBI's taxonomy places the organism in Eukaryota, Metazoa, Chordata, Mammalia, Dasyuromorphia, Dasyuridae. Gene Ontology annotation, cellular component: telomerase catalytic core complex. The transcript has 16 exons. The record is from RefSeq and is a predicted model, not a curated record. Bases 224 to 4288 code for a protein of 1354 amino acids. Gene Ontology annotation, molecular function: telomeric repeat DNA binding; telomerase RNA binding.
CAGGGGCUCGGUCUCUAGUGGUCGGAGUAGCUUCAGGUCGCGGAGCUUCCCUACUUUCCCCGCCCUUACUGUUAGCUACCACUUCAGCUUCAGUCUCGGGUUCUACAGCUGCGCCUUGCGUUGCUACAGCAGCAGCAGCAGCAGGAGGAGGGGACGGAGGCGGCUGCAGCAGUUGCAGCCGUAACACCUGCAGCUCGAACCGCAGCGCCCACCCUAGCGCUCCAUGGCAUCUCGAUCCCCGACCCCGCAUUCCCUGCUAGCCUCCCCAGCCUUCCGCGGUGUGCGGGCUGUGCUGAAGACCCGCUACCGCGAUGUGCUGGGUCUGGCCGAGUUCGUGAAGCGCCUCGAGGACGAGGUUCGGAGUGCGCGGGGUCCCGGGGACGGCCCAGACGGGCGGCUCCAACGCAGUGAGGACCCCGAGGUCUUCCAUAUUUUUGUGUCCCGAUGUGUGGUGUGUGUGCCUUGGGAUGCCCGGCCCCUCCCCAGGCCUUUCACCUUUCAGCAGUUGUCUUCCCAGAAGGAGGUGGUUGCUAGAAUUGUCCAGAGGAUUUGUGAAAAGAAAAAAAAGAAUAUUCUGGCUUUUGGUUAUACCUUAUUAGAGGAAAACAGAAUGCCAUUGCCAGUUAUGUUUACGACAAAUGUCUACAACUUCCAUCCUAACACGAUAACAGAAACGAUUAGUGUUAGUGCUUUGUGGGAGUUGCUUCUGAGCAGAAUAGGAGAUGAUGUGAUGAUGUAUAUGUUAGAGCACUGCUCCAUUUUCAUGAUGGUACCCCCAAGCUGCUCUUAUCAGAUCUCUGGGCUACCUAUUUAUGAACUGUGUUUAAAAGAUUCUGACUUACCAUCUGGGUUCACACGGAGAAAACAUCCAAAGCAGAAACCAGAUGCUCCACAUGAUAAUGUCAAAAAGAUUACCUUCCACAAAAAAUCCUUGGUCAAAUUAGAUUUGAGGAAAGAGAUGCUCAGAUCCAAAGACAAGGCCUUAAAAGUUUCACGUCAAAAUCAGAAGAAUGCAGAGGAUCUGGUAGACAAACCUCUUCAAGAUGGCCCUGAAGAUUCUUGUGGGAUUGAUCAGGGAUCUAAUGGUGACCAAGUAGAAAAACAAGACAGAACCCAUUCAGUACAUUCCAUGACGGCUGUAUUAUCAAAAAGGCAAAGGGAAGAUGAAGAGGAAAGUGAAAUCUCAGCAAAGCGGUUAAAGAAAGAGGAGUGCCUUCAUGAAAAGAGAAAAGAGCUGGUCUUGGGACAGGGUUGUGAUUUUCAUGAGAAUGAGUCUAAUUCUAAUAAUGCUGAGAACGUGACCCAAAGAUCAAUAGAAAUCUCUUCAAGGCGUUUCUCCAGUAAGAAAUCUGCUCUUAAAGGAGAUGCUGGUGAGGCAGAAUGUUUCACAGAGACCAAGGGUAGCCUUCCUGUUUUGGAACAUAAUGAUGAGGACUUAGCAUGCUGUAAUUCUUCAAUUAUCAAAUCUACUCCUGAAGACAAAAUAGAAGCCAGAUCUUCAGAAGAAGGUUUGGUUGGAGGGCCCAAACCAACUGAUGCCAUUUUCUCACAUGUUCUGUGUCCUGGGAAAGAACCACCAAAGAGACUGAGAAGUGCUUCUGGUUCCAUUAUAUACAUUAACAGGAAACGUUUCUUGUAUUCUGGCCGUAACUUCCGAGAAUGUUUGCCUGCAUCAUUUAUGCUGAAUCGUUUACACGAUUCACUAUCUGGGGGUCAAAGGCUGGUAGAAACCAUCUUCUUAAACAGCCAUCUCUUUGAGCUGAAAGGUGACCCACAUCAGCAGAAGACCCCCUGGAAAAAUAGACGACUCCCUAAACGUUAUUGGCAGAUGCGGCACCUGUUUAAGGAAUUGAUACAGAACCACCGAAAGUGUCCUUAUUUCAUGCUUCUAAAAAAGAACUGUCCCCUGAGAUUUUCAGCUGCCAAGACAGAUCCUGCUAGCCAGCUGAAGAAGCCACAGGCCAUUGCUUCCAGUCAGUUAACCAAAUCUGAGGAAAUACAGCAUCAGAUCCAAGAUGGAGGCCAGCAGCAGGAACAGCUAUCUGAAGUUCCCUCGAGCUGUGGAAGUAACAUCAUGAAGGAGCCUAGUUGCUCACUUACAGAGCAGAUGCCUGAUAAAGAGUUGGUCCUUUCCAGUAAAAUAUCUAAAAAAACACCAUCAGGAUCAGACACAGUUAGGAAGGCAGUGUUUCCAGGCAAGGGUGGUAGUGAUGUCUUACAGCUGCUCAGUUGGCACAGCAGCCCUUGGCAAGUGUAUGUGUUUCUGAGGGAGUGUCUUCACCGUUUGGUGCCCGCUGAACUCUGGGGAUCAACUCACAACAAGUGCCGCUUCUUUAAGAAUGUGAAGAAAUUCCUCACUCUGGGAAAACAUGACAAGUUUUCUCUUCGGGAGCUGAUGUGGAAGAUGCGAGUGAAGGACUGUGCUUGGCUUGCCCUGGCCAAAGGGAAUCAUUUUGUUCCAGCCUCAGAACACCAUUUACGUGAAGAGAUCUUGGCCAAAUUUGUAUACUGGUUGAUGGACACGUAUGUAGUUGAGUUGCUCAGGUCCUUUUUUUACAUAACUGAGACAAUGUUCCAGAAGAAUAGACUCUUUUUCUACCGGAAGUGUAUUUGGAGCAAGUUGCAAAAUGUUGGCAUCAGAAAACAUUUUGAUAAAGUGCAUCUUAGAACAUUAUCAGAAGAGGAGAUAAAGAAAAAUUUGGAAGCAAGAUUUAUCUGCCUGGCAUCUAGACUUAGAUUCAUCCCCAAACCCAAUGGACUUCGACCAAUUGUGAAUGUAGACAGCAUCAUUGGAGCCAAAGUAUCCAAUAAAGGAACCAAAGAUAAAAAAAUAAGGUGUUUUAAUGGCCAGCUUAAAAACCUGUUCAGUGUUCUGAAUUAUGAGCGGACUCUUCACCCUGAAGUCUUGGGGUCUUCUUUGUUUGGGAUUGAUGGCAUUUAUCAAGCUUGGCGGCAGUUUGUUCUCCGAGUGAAGCAAUCUAAGGACAAAGUUCCCAACUUUUACUUUGUAAAGGCUGAUGUGACAGGCGCUUAUGAUACUAUCCCCCAUGACAAGCUUGUGGAAGUGAUCUCCAGUAUUAUUAAGCCUGAGGAGAAGAAAAUCUACUGUAUCAGACGUUAUGCUGUAGUCCAGAAGAAUGCCCAUGGAAACAUCCAGAAAUCCUUUAAAAGACAUGUUUCCACUUACAAGGAUGCCUUGCCUUAUAUGAAUCAGUUUGUGUCACAUUUGCAAGAAACCUCUUCCCUGCAGAAUGCCAUCGUGGUUGAACAGAGCUGUUCCUUAAAUGAGACCAGUAUCAACCUCUUCACUUUCUUUCUGCAUUUGAUCCAUAACAGCAUCCUGAAGAUCAAGAACAAGUACUAUGUCCAGUGCCAGGGAAUUCCACAAGGCUCUAUUUUGUCUACUUUGCUGUGUAGUUUAUGCUAUGGAAACAUGGAGAACAAAUUAUUCCCUGGAAUUCAGCAGGAUGGAUUGUUGAUCCGACUAAUUGAUGACUUCCUGCUUGUAACACCUCAUUUAACACAAGCCAAAACCUUCUUAAGGACUCUGGCAAAAGGUAUUCCUGAGUAUGGCUGUUUAAUUAAUCCUAAGAAGACAGUGGUGAAUUUUCCUGUGGAAGAGGAUAUUCUAAGUGAAUCUGACUUUACCCAGUUACCAGCCCACUGCCUAUUUCCAUGGUGUGGUUUACUACUCGAUACAAGGACCCUAAACGUGUUUUGUGACUAUUCCAACUAUUCCCGUACUUCCAUUAGAACCAGCCUUUCCUUUGACCACAGUGUCAAAGCAGGGAGGAAUAUGCGGAACAAGUUGGUUGCAGUGCUUAGGAUGAAGUGUCAUGGUUUAUUUCUGGAUUUACAGGUGAAUUGUCUUCAAACUGUCUACAUAAACAUUUACAAGAUAUUUUUGCUACAGGCCUACAGGUUUCAUGCAUGUGUUCUUAAGCUACCAUUUAAUCAGCAAGUCAGAAAGAAUCCUGGUUUUUUUCUCUCAGUUAUUUCAGACAUUGCAUCCUGUUGCUAUUCCAUUCUGAAAGCCAAGAAUCAAGAAGUUACACUGGGUGCCAGAGGAGCCUCAGGUCCUUUUCCUUUUGAAGCAGCAAGAUGGCUGUGCUAUCAUGCUUUCUUGAAUAAGCUGGUGAAUCACAAGAUAGUCUACAAGUGUCUUCUGGGAACUCUCAAAACAAGCAAACUGCAAUUAUUCCGGAAGAUCCCAAAGUCUACAAUGCAGAUGCUAAAGGCAGCAUCAGAUCCAUCACUCUCUCAAGACUUCAAAAUGAUAUUAGAUUAGUUGUUUGAGUCAUUCAUUUCUCCAGUGUUGAAUUGAGAUGAAUAACAGAUGUUACAUUAAAGUGUCCCUUUUUCCUGCCUCAGACUCUAA